GGAAGCGGAGAGCGCGGAGCGAAGGUCACAGGCGGAGCCCCUGUUUGCUCAGGCAUGCGUGAAGGAGACGAGGAAAAAUGGAGAAAGUGGAGAGGAGCCUGUAGGUGUCUGCCGGAGGGUUACGGAAGUCAACCUCUAAAGACUCAUGUUGUCUGAGGAAGAAGCCCAGAAGAGGAGGGAGAGGAAAGAAAAGGAGUCAGGAAUGGCUGUGAAUCAGGGACAGGUGACCUUUGAGGAUGUGGCCAUCACGUUCUCUCGGGAAGAGUGGGAAUGCCUGGACCCUGCUCAGAGGGCCUUGUACAGGGACGUGAUGUUGGAGACCUACGGGAACCUGCUCUCCCUGGCUGUCUCUCAUAUACAUGUGAUCAAGAAAUUAAAACCAAAAGCGAACAGUGACACAGGAGAAGUAUUCCAAACAGUGAUGUUGGGAAGACAUGAAAGCCAUGAAAUCAGAGAUUUUUACUUCAGGGAGAUCCAGGAAGACAUGCAUGUGUUUGAGUGUCAGUGGAGAGAUGAUGAAAGAAAUUACAAAGGGAUGCCUAGAACCCAUAGUGAAAAUCUCACUAACAGAAAAAAUCAACAUGGUGGAAGGGAUACUGGAAACAAACUUAUUGAAAAUAAGCUUACAUUAAGCUUUCGGGAUGAACUGCAUAUAUUUAAAAGUGAAGAGAAAUUUGAUCAAUUUAAUCAGGCUGACAAGAGUAUCAACAGUAGUACCUCAUUUUUACCACUUCAGACAAUUUCUUCUAUUGUCCAAACCAACAUUUCUAAUACAUAUAAUAGUGACUUUAUGCAUCCUUCAGUACUGACACAAGACCAGAAAGCAUACAAGGAAAAACCUUACAAAUGUAAUGAGUGCGGCAAAACCUUUCCUUACGGCUCAAACCUCAGUAGACAUCAGUUAAUCCACACAGGAGAGAAACCAUAUAAUUGUGAUGUAUGUGGUAAGGUGUUUAGUCGAAAUUCGCACCUUGCGUGUCAUCAGAGAAUUCAUACUGGAGAGAGACCUUACACAUGUAAAGAGUGUGGCAAAGCCUUUAAUCAGCGCUCAAACCUCACUCGACAUCAGGUCAUCCAUACAAGAGAGAAGGCAUAUGAAUGUGACGUGUGUGGCAAGGUCUUCAGUCGAAAAUCAAUCCUUGGAAGUCAUCAGACGGUGCAUUUUGGAGAGAAAUCUUACACAUGUAAUGAGUGUGGCAAAGCCUUUAGGAAGCAUUCAAGCCUUACUCAGCAUAAGAGGAUCCACACUGGAGAGAAGCCUUACCUAUGUGUUGAGUGUGGAAAGGCCUUUAGGAAGCAUUCAAAUCUUACGCAACAUAAGACCAUCCACACUGGAGAGAAGCCUUACAGAUGUAAUGAGUGUGGCAAGGCCUUCAGCGUGCACUCAGCCCUAAGGAACCAUCGGAUAAUCCACACAGGAGAGAAACCAUACAAAUGUGAUGUGUGUGGCAAGGUCUUUAGUCGCAAUUCAGUCCUCGCAAGUCAUCAGAGGCUGCACACUGGGGAGAAGCCUUACAAGUGUCAAGAGUGUGGGAGGUCAUUCAUUCAACGUUCACUCCUUUGGAUUCAUGAGAAAAUUCAUACUGGCGAGAAACCUUACAAAUGUAAUGAGUGCGGCAAAGCCUUUCCCGUGCGGUCAAUCCUCACCCAGCACAUGAGAAUCCAUACUGGAGAGAAACCUUAUAUAUGUGUUGAGUGCGGCAAAGCCUUUACAAAACAUUCAAAUCUUACUCAGCAUAAGACAAUCCAUACUGGAGAGAAACCGUACAAAUGUGAGGAGUGUGGCAGAGCGUUUACCCAAAUUUCAAGUCUUAGUAGGCAUCAGAGAAGGCAUACCGGGAAGGAGACAAAUAAAUGUAGUGUGUGUGUCAAGGCUUCAAUGCAGCGUUCACAGCUUUGGGGUCACGAGAGAACUCACACUGGAGAACUCCAAUGCAACUUAUGUGGCAAGGCUUUCACCCAGCACUCAAACCUUGCGGCACAUCAGAGGAUCCAUAGAGGAGAAAGACCUUAUAAAUGUAAUAAAUGCGAUAAGGCUUUUGUCCAGAAUUCACAGCUUUGGCGUCACAAGAGAACUCAUAUUGGAGAGAAAUCUCAUAAAUGUAAUGAGUGUGGCAAAGCCUUUACAGAUAGCUCACAUCUUAAUCGACAUAAGAUAAUACAUACGGGUGAGAAACCUUACAAGUGUCAUGAGUGUGGCAGAGCUUUCACCCAAUUUACAAACCUUGCUAGGCAUCAGAAAAUACACACAGAAAAGAAACAUCAUAAAGCUGAUACGUGUGGCAGUGCUUUUAUUAAAAGCUGAAGCUUUGGGGAUCAUUGGAGAAUUCAUAGUAGAAAGAAUAUAAGGAUUGAGAUAAAACUUAUGCAGGUGGUCAAGCCUUAAGAUCAGAGACUCCAUCAAGGAGAGAAAUCAUAUAAAACCUUAAGUAUGUGGCAAAGCUUGCAACCAGGCUUGUGGAACAUAACAGAAUUCUUACCAGAGAGAAACCUUCCACAUGUAAUGACAGUGACCAGCUUUGUCAGAAAUGUGGACCUUUGUGGUCAUGAAUGAAUUCACAUAAGAUAGAAGCUGUACAAGUGUGUCAAGGCCUUUAAGCAGUGACCUCAGGAUCCACCACAAAGAAUUCAUACCGGAAAGAAACAUUACAAAUGUAACAAAGGUGAUAGUGUUCAACCAGCGCUGUCAAUCGACUUACACAUAAGAGAAUUUAUACUGGGGGAACUAAAUCUGCCAAUGGAGAAAGGACAUCUGUGGGAAAGUUUAAUUAUCUUCAGUUUGUGAAAUUUUUUUAUUUAGUUAUUUGAGGUUUCUUGAAAAGGCUGCAUUAUUGUUGAUGACCUGCAACCUGAAGUUCGAAACCUGUUGAUGUCAUAGUUUCAUUACAUGCUUUUCAUUUGUCACCAUGAUGGUCUCAGGAAAGGGAUCAGUAAGAUGAAAGGACCUACUUCUUGGGAAUUCCCUGGCGGUCCAGUGGUUAGGACUCCGCACUCUCACUGCCAGGGACCAGGUUCAGUCCCUGGUCAGGGAACUAAGAUCCCACAAGCUGCACUGCACGGCCCAAAAAAAAAAAAAAAAAAAAAAAAAGGACCUACUUCUUUAGGUGGGGUUUAUUCAUAUCCGUGUAACCUAGAAAAACUAGGACACAAUUUUAAGAUACAAUAUGAUAUAAAUUUGAGAGCCUGGGGAGUGACAGAAUAGAUGAACAUUAAUAAUACAUUAUUUGGCUGUUUGGGUUGAAUGGCAUAUAUAACAAUCUCUUUCCAUGUUAGACUCAAACAACUUACAGUUUUGAAAAUGUAUAUUCAUAAUUUGCAUUUAGCUAUUCACUCCAUGGUGUAUCCUAGAUUAUUUCUGUGCCUAUAAUAAAAAUACAGUGAAAUUUCAGAUUCUCACACCCUAAUACCUGCCUCCCAACAUUCAUGGGUAUACACGAUAUGAUUAUAGUUUUGCCUGCCUUUUUGUGCAUGGAGGCCACAAUUAGACCCAUGGAUUGCACCUUUACAUGAAGUGAAAAUAGAAAUAUAGUAAGGAUACGAAAAAUAUAAGAAAAUAGAAGAAAUUUCAGAAGUAAAGAAAUAUAACAGCCUAUUUUUUGUAAUUGGAGCACUCAGGGAAAUAAUUUGAAAGGAUCGGUGUUCAUGAGUUUCCUUUUUUUUUUUUUUUUUCUGCGGUACGCAGGCCUCUCACCGUUGUGGCCUCUCCCGUUGCGGAGCACAGGCUCCGGAUGCACAGGCUCAGCGGCCAUGGCUCACGGGCCCAGCCACUCCGCGGCAUGUGGGAUCUUCCCAGAACGGGGCACGAACCCGUGUCCCCUGCAUCGGCAGGCAGACUCUCAACCACUGCGCCACCAGGGAAGCCCCAUAAUAGCCACUUUGAAAGGCUAUAAAAAUCUAUUUGAAGUUACAGUAAUAAGUAAUAUGUUUCAUAGUUUCUAAACUGUAGUAACAUUCCAUUUUGUUAGUCAUAUUUAUCGUCUUUUUAAAAUACUGUUUAGCCCAAUUUGUAUAUUUAAUUUGUAUUUCCUUUUUAUGGAUUCAGUGAAGAAUCUGGAGGAUGCAUAAAGCAAGUUAUUUUCAGUUUUGUGUGGUAUGAAAGUGUAUGUAGAGCAAUGACAGGUACAAAGCAUGUGUUACAUUAAACACAAAGAAAGAGGCCUCUCCCGUUUUUCAUUUAGGUUGAGAGAAUUGAAAUGAUACAAGAUAAUGAACCAAAGUCUCAGAAUGUGGAAGCAGGAGACUUGUUGCUAAUGUGCAGGUGCAUCACUGGAAUUUUUGGAAACUCGGUAUGUUAAUUUAAUCUUACAAUGUAUCUCUUCAGUUCCUCCCCGUCUUGCCCUUAUUCCUGUCAUCGUCUUUUCCUUCCAUUAGUACAAUGGAGACUGGAACUCAUGUCCCCAACACCUUGUAGGCCAUGGUUAGUAUGAUAGAGCAGAUCGCUUUCCUGAGUUUGCUAUGGAGAUACUAGAUUAUGUUUGUUUUGUUGAGGUGUAAUUUGCAUAUGAUAAAAUUCACAAUUUUUAAGUGCACAGUAUGGUAGGACUUGUAUAUUUACAAUGUCCAACCACAGUAUUUUCAUCAUUCAUCACUCCCCUUUAAAAAAAACAAACAAACCUGCACACAUUAGCAGUUAUUCCAUAUUCCAUCCCCUGCCACAAGGAAACAUUAAGUUACCUUCUGUCUGAAUGUGGCUCUUUGGGGCAUUUCAUAUAAAUUAAGUCAUAUAACGUGGCCUUAUUUCUCCCUUCUUUCAGUUAGUUUACUCUCUACAAGCGUCAUCCAUAUUGUAACAUUUAUUAGUGCCUCAUAACUUUUUAUUGCUGAGUAGUCCACAGUUUGAUUACCCAGUCGUCACUCAUUGGAGGGGUUCUUUACACAUUUUGGCUGUUAAGAAAAAUGCUUCUAUGGACAUCUUUUACAAGAAGUCUUUGUGGAUAUGUGUUUUCCCUUCUCUCAGGUAUAUUUGUAUAAGAGGAAGCUCUGAUUGUGAUAUUAUAAUUUAUGACAUAUAGAUUUGGUCAUUCAGAUGAGUAAUGCAUUACUUCCACUCACACUCUAUUUGGUGAAACUGUUCUCACGGUCUUGCCUAGCUGCACAGUGGCUGAGAAAUUAGGGGAACGCGUAGCUCUUGAUGUGGAGCAAUUAAAAGAGUGAAGAAAGUCAUUAUGUUGGUGUAAUUACCAUGCAACUAUAUGUGGAAAUUAAAAUGAAUAAAAGUGAAAAAUAUAA
Lagenorhynchus albirostris (white-beaked dolphin) is the source of this 5229-nucleotide messenger RNA. Its product is annotated as zinc finger protein 160-like. The transcript is spliced from 5 exons. The record is from RefSeq and is a predicted model, not a curated record. NCBI's taxonomy places the organism in Eukaryota, Metazoa, Chordata, Mammalia, Artiodactyla, Delphinidae. Gene Ontology annotation, biological process: regulation of DNA-templated transcription. The coding region runs from base 146 to 2305 and encodes 719 amino acids.